AUGACUGAGCUCCCAGAAAGCAAGGUCGAUGUCCUCGUCAUUGGGGCAGGCCCUGCUGGGCUGAUGCUGGCUCUCUGGUUGUCCCGACUCGGUGUCAAGACCCGUAUUGUUGAUAAGAGGACCGCCAAGGUCUACUCUGGGCAAGCAGAUGGUUUUCAAGUGAGAUCUCUCGAGAUCCUAGACAGCUUCAGCAUCGCAGAGCGCGUAUGGAAAGAAGCAAACCGCAUGCUCGAGGUCAGCUUCUGGAACCCCGACGAGAACGGCAUAAUCCAGCGCAGCGCCAAAUCAGUAAACACGAUCCCAGGACUCUCCCGCUUCACCGAAUCGGUUCUCCACCAAGGGCGCAUCGAGCAAUUCUUCAUCGACGGCAUCCGCGCCUCAUACCCGUCCAACGAGACACCCCUACAGGUCGAGCGCAUGGUCAUCCCGACCUCGCUCGAGAUCGACGAGGCUGCGGCCGAGGACUCGGAGGCGCACCCUGUCACGGUCACGCUGCGGCACUUGACGGAGGAGGAGGCGACGCCGACGCAGAUGCUGAGUAAUCUUAACGAUGGCAUCUUUCGGAGUAAUUUGGCUGAGGACGAUGUCGCGGGGAUUUUGGACAGGUCUAAGGGAAGAGAGGCGAGGGAUGAGGUUGUGAGGGCCAAGUAUGUUGUUGGUUGCGAUGGAGCGCAUUCGUGGACUAGGAAGGCGCUGGGGAAGGAGUUUGAGAUGAAGGGGGAGAGUACUGAUGCCAUUUGGGGUGUGAUGGAUAUCGUUCCCAUUACCGACUUCCCCGACAUCAGGUUCCGAACCAUGAUCCAGAACACGGCCGGCGCGCUGAUGAUCAUCCCUCGCGAGAACAGGAUGGUUCGUCUCUACAUCCAACUCAAGGAGGUCUCGGCGGGCGGUGGCCGCGUCGACAGGUCGCAGAUCACACCGGAGAUUAUCUUCAAGUCUGCCCAGAGAAUCUUCAGCCCAUACAAGUUGGAGUACCACUACUGCGACUGGUGGACGGCCUACCAAAUCGGUCAGCGAACAGGCGACCACUUUAGCAAACUCAAUCGCGUAUUCCUCGCUGGGGACGCCGUGCACACGCACUCCCCGAAAGCCGGCCAGGGCAUGAACAUCUCGAUGCAGGACAGCUACAACCUCGGCUGGAAGAUCGGCCUCGCGUGCAAGAACAUCCUCCCUCGCGACGUCCUCUCGACGUACGAGCUUGAGCGCAAGAAGAUUGCAAAGGACCUCAUCGCAUUUGACGGCAAGUUCUCCAAGCUCUUCACGGGCGCGCCGCCAAAGGAUAUCCAGAGCGAGACGGGCGUGUCAGACGAUGUGUUCCAAAAGGCGUUCCAUACUAGUCGGAUGUUCACAACCGGCGUCGGCGUAAACUACCAACCAACCGUCCUCGUCGCCAAAGAAGCAGACCCAGACCCAGAAACCGAAGACGACUCACCCAACACCCUUACAAAGAGCACCGCGAAAAGCACCCAAUCCCUCGCCACAAACUGCAAACUCGGCCAGCGCUUCCCCUCCUACAAGGUCAUCCGCCAAUCCGACGCCCGCCUCUGGGAACUGCACCACAAGCUCCCCUCCAACGGACGCUUCCGCCUCGUAGUCUUUGGCGGCGACAUCUCCCAACCCACCCAGCGCGACUCCGUCAACGCUCUCGGCGCAUGGCUGUCGAGCUACCUGCCCAAGCUGCCGACCAUCGGGCUCUGUCCCGCGUCGGAUCCGCAUAGCGGGCAGAUCAAGUUCAAGACGGACGCGGAUCCGAGUAUUGUUGACGUUGUGCUCGUGCACUCUGCGCCGCGGAACGAGGUUGAUUUACUGAAGGAUGUGCAUGAGGCGUAUCAUCCGUUUGAUAGUAAGCUUGGGUGGGAUUAUGACAAGGUGUUUAGUGAUGGCAAGACGUUUUAUGAGGAGCCUGAGAGAGCGUAUGAGAAGUAUGGAAUUGAUUCGGGCAAGGGUGCUGUUGUUGGGCUGCGACCGGACGGGUAUGUUGGGCUUGUUACUUCGGUUGGCCAUGAUGGGGCGGAGCAGAUUCAGAAGUGGUUUGAUGGUAUAUUUCAGAGAUCAUGA
Molecule: messenger RNA, 2058 nt
Organism: Colletotrichum fioriniae
Lineage: Eukaryota; Fungi; Ascomycota; Sordariomycetes; Glomerellales; Glomerellaceae
Source: RefSeq, a predicted model, not a curated record